This is a messenger RNA of Chara braunii, 1244 nucleotides long. The record is from the annotation of a GenBank genome assembly. NCBI's taxonomy places the organism in Eukaryota, Viridiplantae, Streptophyta, Charophyceae, Charales, Characeae.
GUACGGGCAUUUUGAGUGGGUUGUCAUGCCCUUUGGCCUCACCAAUGCCCCCGCAACUUUUCAAGCAGCGAUGAUGACGGAGUUCCGCGACUUGCUCGAUCGCAGCGUCCUUAUCUACCUUGAUGACAUCUUGGUUUAUAGUAGGACGUUGGACGAGCACAUCAUACACCUUCGCGUUGUUCUGAAUCAUCUGCGAAUAGCCAAGUACAAAGCAAAUCUCGACAAGUGCGAAUUCACCAAGCAAGAGCUUGAGUACUUAGGUCAUUUUGUCACGCCAAAAGGCAUUCGUCCCUUAGCGGAUAAAAUCCAGGCCAUCGUGGAUUGGCCGGAACCCCGUUGCACGACGGAUGUACGCUCUUUCAUGGGUUUAGCUGGAUAUUAUCAGCGAUUCGUCGAGUCAUACUCGAAAGUGGUCGUUCCUUUGUCGGGACUUCAGUCCCCAAAGACGGAUGGUCAGACGGAACGAGCGCACCAGACUGCUCAGAUGAUGUUGCGUACGCUCAUCCGUCCCGACCCGAAAGAUUGGGUUGACUGGCUUCCCGACAUCGAGUUCGCCUAUAACACUUCGGUGCACCCGGCGAUCUGCGUCACACCAUUCGAGUUACAUCAUGGUGGAGAGAAAGCACGGAUCUUCGCUGAUCUCCUUUUGCCACAGGCUGCCAACAUAGACGCCCCUUGCUCUCCCGCUUCCGUCCGGAAGUACCGGGACUUGCUGAUCAAAGCCCGCACAAAUAUGCAAAAGGCUCAGAUCCACAUGCAGCAGCAAGCUAACCGACGUCGACUUCCAUGUCCUUUCCGCGAGGGAGACCUUGUUUGGGUCCUCUCCGAGGAAUUUGCGCUCGAGCAGGACGUUUCGCGCAAACUCCUUCCGAAAUGGUUCGGACCAUGGGAAGUCACUUCUGCCGUUGGAGACGAUCCCGCAGGUCCUUGCUUCGUGAUCAACAUUCCACCGCACCUGACAGUGCAUCGGGUCUUCCACGCAUCGAAGCUGGCCAUCUACACGCCAUCUUCAGAUGACGAGUUUCCAGGACGUCGAUCACAGGAUCCGCCCUCCAUGGACGGACAUCAGGAAGUGGACCGAGUCAUCACGCACCGCAAGUAUGGCAACAAGCCAAGGCAGUACAAAGUCACAUUCAAGCAAUGUGCGCCUGAUGACACUCGGGUGGAUCUCCAGUACAAAUUUGCAAACCUCUGCAGCCCUUAUCUUCGCCGACUAUGAGAAGCGACGCCUCGCUAAGGACGCA